Messenger RNA from Cinclus cinclus, 2001 nucleotides. RefSeq names its product zinc finger protein 385D (gene ZNF385D). The record is from RefSeq and is a predicted model, not a curated record. Gene Ontology annotation, molecular function: zinc ion binding; nucleic acid binding. Gene Ontology annotation, cellular component: nucleus. Lineage: Eukaryota; Metazoa; Chordata; Aves; Passeriformes; Cinclidae. Bases 1 to 1548 code for a protein of 515 amino acids. The transcript has 9 exons.
AUGGCCGGCGCGCUGGGCAGGGGGGCGGCGUGCUGGCGGAUGCGGAGCGCGGCGGGCGGCAGGAAGGAGAAGGCGCCGGGCGCCAAGCCCCAGCCCCGGCACGAGAAUAUGAAGAAGCCUUGGAGCCCCGAUUUACCAGUUGAUAACCAGUCAUACAAUUCAGAUUUCACAUCUCUCCCAGACCGGGAAGGUGAGAGAGAAUUAGCACCUGAUGGCGCUGAAGAAAAGAAGGAGAGGGAAAAGAAACACACCAAUUUCACUUUGUGUAGUGUCUGUAACAUUCAGCUAAACUCUGCUGCUCAGGCACAAAUCCACUACAAUGGCAAAUCCCACCAGAAGAGGUUGAAACAGCUCAGCAAUGGAAAUCUCAAAAGCGAUAGUGGUGGUACAUGCCAGAGCCCUGCUCUUCCAGCCCUUGUGCGUCCUCCGGCACCACCCUUGCAGCCAUCGCUGGAUAUUAAGCCGUUCCUCCCUUUUCCUCUGGACACAGCCGCAGCAGUGAAUCUCUUCCCCAACUUCAAUGCAAUGGACCCAAUUCAAAAAGCUGUAAUAAAUCAUACAUUUGGAGUUCCUCUUCCACAUCGAAGAAAGCAAAUCAUAUCAUGCAACAUUUGCCAGCUGAGAUUCAAUUCUGAUAGCCAGGCUGCGGCCCACUACAAAGGCACUAAACAUGCCAAGAAGCUCAAAGCACUGGAAGCCAUGAAAAAUAAGCAGAAAUCUGUUACUACCAAGGACAGCGCAAAGACUACCUUCACUUCCAUCACUACCAAUACCAUCAAUACCAGCUCUGACAAAACAGACACUAACACAGGGACACCAGCAAUAUCAACGACGACAACCGUGGAAAUCCGGAAAAGCAGUGUUAUGACAACUGAGAUCACCUCUAAAGUGGAGAAGAUCCCCACAACAGCCACUAGCAGCAGCACUUGCCCUUCCGUUGAGACUGAGGAAGAAAAAGCAAAAAGACUGCUGUAUUGUUCACUAUGCAAAGUCGCUGUCAACUCUGCCUCACAGCUGGAGGCGCACAACAGUGGGACUAAGCACAAAACUAUGCUGGAAGCUCGGAAUGGAAGUGGAACCAUAAAAGCCUUUCCCCGGGCAGGCGUAAAAGGCAAAGGACCUGUGAAUAAAGGAAGCACAGGCCUUCAGAACAAAACAUUUCACUGUGAAAUAUGUGAUGUGCACGUAAACUCUGAGACACAACUGAAACAGCACAUAAGCAGUAGAAGGCACAAAGACAGAGCUGCUGGGAAGCCGCCUAAACCUAAAUACAGCCCUUACAACAAACUCCAAAAGGGAACACAUCCUCUGGGGGUAAAAUUAGUAUUUUCAAAGGAACCUUCAAAGCCGAUGACCCCACGAAUCUUACCAAAUCCGCUGGCAGCUGCAGCAGCAGCUGCUGCUGUGGCUGUGAAUUCCCCCUUCAGUCUUCGCACAGCCCCAGCAGCCACCCUUUUCCAGACUUCAGCACUUCCUCCAGCACUCCUACGACCAGCUCCUGGGCCUAUAAGGACCACCCACACUCCUGUGCUGUUUGCUCCUUACUGAACUCCAAACAGGAAUUCAUUGUACUGCAAUAAUUUUUCAAAUCAAAAGAAACAAACAAACAAAACAAAAAAAAAGAACAUUGAACUAUGCAGUGUUUAUUUAUAGUUUAAAGUAUAUAUGAAGAGCCAGAACUUUUGAUAGAGAACUGAACAAAUUCUAAGAGGGGAAAAGGGCAGUAUUUUCUCCAGAUGAGAACAUUUCUCUUGAGCAUUGAUCGUUGUAGAACUGAUCUCCAGCAUUGACUUGUAGUGACAUAUAAAACUUACAAAGCCUUUUGACUGUGCAUUUUGGCACAUAUUUCCCUGCAAUGUCUUUCCUGCUUUAUGAAACAACUUACAAAUUUGUCUAAAGGGCAUUAACUGGUUCCAAUGUAUAUAAAAUACUUUAUUCUGUAGAUUAAAGAAGAAGGAAAAAAAAAAAAAGAAACACUGUGAAUAGUAGUACCCUUACCAA